Messenger RNA from Miniopterus natalensis, 7878 nucleotides. NCBI's taxonomy places the organism in Eukaryota, Metazoa, Chordata, Mammalia, Chiroptera, Miniopteridae. The record is from RefSeq and is a predicted model, not a curated record.
UGGACAGGAAGGAGAAGAAGGCUGCAGCGAUGCCUGACUCCCCCGCUGAGGUGAAGACGCAGCCCCGGUCCACACCCCCCAGCAUGCCACCUCCUCCGCCCUCUGCGUCCCAGGGCACCACAAGGCACUCCUCCUUCACGCCCCACACAAAUCGAGAGGACGGGCCUGCGAUGUCUCUGCCCCAUGGCCGUUUUCAUGGCUGCUUAAAAUGGUCUAUGGUCUGUCUUUUAAUGAACGGCAGCAGCCACUCGCCGACGGCCAUCAACGGCACCCCAUCCACGCCCAAUGGCUUCAGCAAUGGCCCAGCCACCUCGUCCACAGCCUCGCUGUCCACGCAACACCUGCCCCCAGCCUGCGGGGCGCGGCAGCUCAGCAAACUCAAGCGCUUCCUCACCACCCUGCAGCAGUUCGGCAGCGACAUUUCCCCAGAGAUCGGGGAGCGCGUCCGCACGCUGGUGCUGGGGCUUGUGAACUCUACACUGACCAUUGAGGAGUUUCAUUCCAAGCUCCAGGAGGCCACCAACUUUCCACUGCGCCCAUUUGUCAUCCCUUUCCUGAAGGCAAACCUUCCCUUGCUGCAGCGGGAACUCCUGCACUGCGCCCGCCUGGCAAAGCAGACCCCUGCCCAGUACCUGGCCCAGCACGAGCAGCUCCUGCUGGAUGCCAACGCCUCUUCCCCCAUUGACUCCUCGGAGCUCCUGCUGGAAGUCAAUGAGAACGGCAAGAGGAGGACACCUGACAGGACCAAAGAGAAUGGAUCAGACCGCGACCCGUUGCACCCUGACCCCCUCAGCAAACGGCCAUGCACCCUGAGCCCCGCCCAGCGCUACAGUCCCAGUAAUGGGCUGCCCCACCCCACGCCGCCACACUACCGCCUUGAGGACAUGGCCUUGGCCCACCACUCCCGUGACUCCUACCGCCACCCUGACCCCCGGGAGCUUCGGGAGCGCCAUCGGCAACUCAUGGUCCAUGGGUCACGGCCAGAGGAAGUGAUCGACCACAGGCUCACAGAGCGCGAGUGGGCUGAGGAGUGGAAGCACCUCAACAAUCUCCUGAACUGCAUCAUGGACAUGGCCGAGAAGACACGGCGGUCACUCACCGUGCUGCGCCGGUGCCAGGAGGCUGACCGAGAGGAGCUCAACCACUGGGUUCGGCGCUACAGCGACGCUGAGGACACCAAGAAGGGCCCCUCGACCACCGCCGCCCGGCCCCUCAGCAGCUCAACAGGAACCGAGGGGUCUCAGCUGGACAUACACCGGGAGUUCAUGCCUAGGACCCUUUCCAGCUACAUGCCAGAGGAGAUCUGGAGGAAGGCUGAGGAGGCAGUGAAUGAGGUGAAGCGACAGGCGAUGUCUGAGCUGCAGAAAGCUGUGUCAGACGCCGAGCGGAAGGCCCACGAGCUCAUCAGCACAGAGCGCGCCAAGAUGGAGCGGGCCCUGGCUGAGGCCAGGCGGCAGGCCUCGGAGGAUGCCCUCACUGUCGUCAACCAGCAGGAGGACUCCAGUGAGAGCUGCUGGAACUGUGGGCGCAAGGCCAGCGAGACCUGCAGCGGCUGCAACGCAGCCCGUUACUGCGGCUCCUUCUGCCAGCACAAGGACUGGGAGAAGCACCACCACGUGUGCGGCCAGAGCCUGCAGGGGCCCUCAGCCGUGGUGGCCGACCCGGUGCCAGGACAGCCGGACGCCACCACCAGCCUGGGCCCCUGCCUGCCCACGGGUGCUGCCAGCCCCAGCGAAGCUGGCUCCACGGGGCCCUCUCGCCCCGGCUCCCCUGGCCCGCUGGAUGCCGCACCCCGCUGACCCCUCCCAGACCCGCCGCUCGGCCCACGGACAAGCGCCCACCAACCCCGCCCAGCCCCAGCUGCGGGACACUUGGCCCGGCCCUGGGAGCCCGACCAUUGGAGUCACUGCUGCUACUGCUUCUCUCCAAAAGAAAACACAGAACCAACAAAAACUGCAUUCAACGCAACUUCCUCAGCUACCUGACGAUCUCACGCGACAACCUCUUCAAGCAUCCUCAGAACCUCCCACCAAGCUUUAGACAACAGAGCGGACACCGGCUGGAGCACCACCAGCUUGUCCACUGCCCUUCCUUCCUUUUCUCUCUCUCUCUCCUCCUCUCUCCCCCUCUCUCUCUCUCCCUCUUUUUUCUGUCUUUAUGGCUUUCACACACUUUCUCUUUAAUGAAAAAAAUUGUUUGGUGGCUUAUAUUUUCAGUGAAGAAUUUUGGGGGAUUUUUAUGGCAAAAGAGCCACUCAGAAAUGGACAAAGAAAACUGUGGGGGUUUUCCCCUUCCUGAUUAAAAAGGGAAAAAGAAAACUGUUAUUUUAUUGCCAGAGAUCUGAGCCUCUGCAUCACCGAAACUACCCCAGGGGUAUGUGGCCCAUUCGGUGAAGACAGUAAGAAAGACUUCAGUUUCUGACCCAAGAAGCAUUUUUGGUUUCAGAUUUUUUUUUUUUCCUUUAAUGUCAAACUCUUUGGCUUUAAGUAGAAAUCCAAAAAGUUUUUUUAAAAAAAGUAAAGGAAGCAUACCUGUAAACUACCUUGCCAGCUAGCCAGCCAAGGAUGCCGCACACACCUCUGCUCCAAAGGAAAUCCAAAAAGCAAACACGAGAAGUCAAAAUCCAAAAUUUGUCACUGCCAAAGUAUUUUUUUCACUGUUUUACUCCACUCUUGGGUUUGUUCAGAUGUUGGUCUUUUCUUUUGAUUCUGUUUUUAGAGUUUGGGAUAUUGGGGUUUGGAGGGUUUUGCCCAACAAGAAGCGACUUUUGUUUCUUUUUGACUAGACGGCAGCGCCUUUGCUGGGCACCGGGCGGUGGGUCUCGAAGCCACCGGCACCCCACCCGCCGCGCGUGAGAGUGUCUGCGUGUGCGCACAGGGCACCCUAGCCACGCGCUCCACGUGCGCAGGGGAAGAGACCUCCAUCUGUCCUCACGCCCUCUGUGAAUUUUCAUCACAUUUCAUUUCUUCCACUUGUGAAAAAAAGUGCUAACGUGUCCUUCCCAGAGAGAGCAUAAUUCUGAAACAAAACUGUGACAAUCUUUCGGGUUGAUUUUCAAAGCACGGGGAGACAGCAACUGCGCCUAUACCGACUGCGUCUCCGUCUUUCCUCCUCUACCUCUUCUCCCCUCCUCAGUGCCGCCCCACCCAACUCGUCUCUGCCCCACCGCCACCCUCCCCCAGUGUCCCCUGAACCUACUCUUCUUUCUUCACACUUUUGCAGAAAAAGAGAAAACAAAAAAAAAAACACACAAAAAAAACUACAAACAAGAACCGCCCGCCCUCGCCACACCUUCUGGAGACUUAGUCAGCUGUGCGUAACCUCACGUUUCUGUCCAGCUGAUCAUUCCGGGGGGUGUCCCCUCACUCUAGCUCUCUCCUCCCUCCCCCACUCAACUCCCCCAAGCAACCUCAAGGAGGAAAUAAAGGAGUAAGGAAAUUCUCACCUGUACUCAAUGGAGAACAAACAGCAGCAUGGUCCAUGAUCUGGCAUAUUCUUGCGUCGCUGUAAGAAGUUCCCAGGACUGGAGUGCAAUACGGAGAGUGACCAGCUACUGAAACCGGGGUUCCUGGGGGGCCCCAACCAAGAGGCAAGAAGUCAAUAGUGUACGUUAAUGUGAAUGUAUAUAGUCCUUGCAGAGGUCCAAAUAAUGAUAUUCAUGAUGAUAAUAAAGAAGAGAUGUUUGCCAAAUAAAAAAAAAAAAUUAAGAGAAACUGCAGAAGUAUGUCAAGUGUAGGAAAUCGAUUUUCAAAGAAAUCUGAACUGUGGUCCUACGGGGAGCAAUGGGUUUGUUUGAUUACUGUUAUUUUUUUCGGAGUCGUAAGAAUUCAUUCUUUGAGUAUUGAAAAGAUGGAUUUCAUCUGGUUGCCACAGACCAGGUACCAUCCUGAACCACAUCUGCCAGUGAAAACGUAAUUCUGAAAUAGACCUAAUUCCAAGAUAGAUCUAUUUUAUUCUCCAGAAUGUUCCCCGUUCCAGCCACCAUCUCUGUUGCCUGGUAAGUGGGUCUGUCACGCUCUCAGAGGUUUGCUUUUGUGGAUUUCAGAAAAGCAAGGACCAGUUUGGGAUUUGGGCUUUCGAGGCAGCAGAGGCCCACCUGUCAUGUUUCCAGCCUUCUGUCUUUCUCUCUCUUGCAAAUAUUGAACCUAUUAAAACGGCGGUUUCGGAUGUGCAGCGAAAUGGGUUUGCUCCCCCUUGGAGGUGGGCGCUUUGGACUCUGUUCCCACAAGGUUGUGCUGCUAAACGGGGUGUCUGGAGAGUGUCUGCCCUGGGUAUGCUGGGGGUCUGGCAGGGGAGGGCUAAGGCCCCUAGUCACUCAUAUCCCUGCCAUCUGGACUGGGGGGUGAGGCCACUGGUCUGAAGAGAGUCAUGGAGGAGCCAGCCCUUCACCUGGAGACCUGCAGGUUUGCCUUGAAGGCCUCUGUUACCCUUCCCCUUGCAUGGUCCCCCUUUGGGGACAAGCAGGUAUGCCAGGGACACUGGCACGUUGGCCAACUGGCAGUGCCAGACCAACCUCCAGGGCUGGACCACUGGCUGAGGGCCUGAGGUGGAACAGCCCCUCCCACCCCAGCUGUUAGGAAGAGGGUGCCCUCAAGCCAUCUCUAAAAGGCAUCCUGGUAUGGGUCUCACAUCCAGAUCUCAUAUACCCAGAAGCCACCACUGGUGGGGCUGCAGAAAUCUAGCAUGAGGGGUUGGCCAUAGGCCCAUGGACAGAGCCCCUCCUGGCCAAGAGCAUCCUCAGAAUCAGGGGAUGGCAGCAAGGUGGGGUGGGAGCUCGCAGUGAGGAAGCCAAGCCCAGAGUGGGCGAGAGGGGGGUGACCUAGUGUAAAGGCUGUGUCAGCCGGAGUAGGCAGCUCCUCCCGCUCCUCCCGUCCAUGGAGUUGUGAGGAAGGCGAUGGAGCUCCCUUCCAUGCUUAGGGAGCUGGUGCUUCUGCUGAUCACUGUGCUUAGGCCCCAUGUGGCUAAAGACCUUACAACCAAACAUGGAAUCAAUAGCUUCGGGGCAGGGGGGGCAGAACUUUUGCACCAGGAGUUGGACUAGUGGCGUUAAACAUGAGUGUCCAUGCAGCACCUGUAUCUGCACCUGGAGCACCUGCCUUCCGUAUACAGAGAGGGGAUCUAGCCUCCUGCUCUCUGCUCAGAGGCCAUCCUGCCCUGGUACCUCUUGAGCUUAUUAUACACCAUUGACCAGGGGUGUGGCAUGCGAGGGUCUCCUCUCCACAGGCCACCACCACACAGGUGACCCAAAAGCUCUGUGAGAUGUGGCUGCUUAAAGAGACUCCUUCCCUCCAAAUCAAACCAAAAUGGCAGCUUUACCUCUCCUGUUCUAAGGCCAAAACUAUGGCAGGAAGGCGGCAGCCAGAGCCCACAGCCUGCAGGGAAGGGACAUCAGGAUGGGUGCCAACACCUGGACCCCUUUUUUUCUCCCCCAUGUGGAUAGUAUCCUGGUGUGUGACCCUCAACAUUUCCCAUCCCCCCCUCCCAUCUCCUUAUUUUUCUUCCUGCCCUGGACCCAGGCUGGUCUUUCUCUUAGGAUGUGUCACCAUCCCCAGGUGGUGUCUGGGGGAUAUUCUGUUGGCAAAGACCAGUGCCUGGCACUCCAUGCAUGGACUGGCUGGCACACCCCAAACCUCAUCUGAAUAGAGAGGGUCCCUGUUCCCAGGCUCACCAGGACACAGGGAAGCCUUGGGUGUUACCAGGGUCAAAGAGAAAAGCUGCAGAAAGUCUCAGGGGUCCAGGAGGGUAAGAGCUGUGGGACAAGAGCUGUGGGGAGGGGGCUGCCCUGUGGGCUUGGCAAGUGGGGUUACUCAUCAGGGCCCCAAGAGGUUCAACGGCAGAGGGAGAUGGACCGGAAAGGGGCAAAGACGUGUUGGUUUUGGUUUCAUCCCAAGGACAUAGUGGAGAGGGAUCAGCUCAGGCUCUAACUUUCUCCUGUUUGCCAAUUUUUCCAAAUAUAUCUUCAAAAUGACACCAAAGCCUUGUCUCUGUCAUCCACCCAUCUUGCCUGUCCCAGCCCACUCUAGCUAUCAUGUCCAGCCAUCAUUCUGCCAAUCCCUCAGCCCAUCUACAAUUAUUUAUUGAGUCUCUUCUUCCAUUAGUUCAUCCUUCUGAGCAAUCCAGUCAUCUCUCUGGCCAUCCAGUCACCUAUCCACGCUCUGACUCACCCAUCCAUUCAUACAGCUGUCUACCCAUCUAUCCAUUUAUCCAUCCAUUCAUCCACCCAUCUACUCAUCCAUCCAUCGAUCCAUCCAUUACUCUGUCCCAAAUAUCACUUGAUCCCAUCCCUCCCCAUUCAUCCUUUUACCACCCACCUGUCUCUCCACCAUUCGCCCCUAUACACACCAUGCGUGUGUCUCCAUCCAUCCUUCAAUCUUGCCCACACAACCCAUGCCUCAGUCCAUCUACCCAUCCACCUCUGCAUCCACUGAACCCAGAGUAGCACCACCAACCCCUCCAUAUUCCAAAGUUUCCAGGGUGCUUUGGAUCCCCUCUGUGACCCCAGCUGCCCUGAAGGAACCUGCCUAUGGGCACAGCCACCCCUUGCAGCCAUUGUUCUAGACCUACUCCAGAGACAGAUAAGAGUCUGUUGCAGGCAUUAUGGGCAGAUGGGACCAAUGUCCUAGCAACAGCUCUGCCCAGUCUGGGCCCACCUGGCAAGUGUGGUGGCCAUGGACCAGGAGUGUAAGUUGGGAAUUGGCCCACAUACCUGCUCAGGGACCCUGUGACCAGAGCCACCAGUCAGUGUGAGCACAUUCCCUAGCAAAACCCCGACAUUGUGGCAUGGGGCUGCCCUGCCCUCUCCUUGUCUUCAGGGGUCACUGCCCCAAGGAAGUGUCCUCAGGAAAGGAAGGGAAGAAAGCCCAGUGCUGGCCUCCCUCCAGACCCAGCUCCUGGAGCCCCUCACCUCCCUGGGUGCUCAUGGGUGCACUGCCCCACUCCCACCCUCAUCUUCCAUCAUGGAGUCUUGGGCAGCUGGGAAUUAACUCUUCAGAGAUCUGAAUAAUGUAGGAACAGGCCCUGCCCAGGCUGAAUUUGGCUGAUGGUGAUAGAUGUUCCCGGGAACCUAGAGGCCCAGUAGAGGCCCCCUGCCCAGCUCUCCCAAGCCCCAGAGACCCAUUUUCACAGGCCACCAGGCUCCCAUGCCACAUAGGGCAUUUUCCAAAAAUGGGGCUGGGAUCAAGGUCCUGGGUUAUAGUUCUGCUGUCAGGAGAGGGGGAAGAGAAGGAAAGCAUAGGGGGUGCAGGAGCUGGACCUUGAGGACCUGUCUGCUCUCUGGACACCUCAUGGAUAAGGCCUGGGGGAGCUGGGUGUCUGUGACAGCAACCUGUACUGGUCCCCCAAAGUUCUAGAAAACACCAUCUUGCAUGCUUCUGUUCCUUUUGUUUCAAUUCGGCUGGCCCCUGGAGUGCCACCCAAAGGCCCCUUGUAGCAGUAACGCAAUGUUAGGACUCAAGCUGGAGCCUGGUUUUAAAAUAUUAGAAUGAAGGCAUCAGGCACCCUUGCUCCCAAGCUGGACAAGGGGCCGGGCCAGGCCAGCCGUCGGCUCACCCACUGCAUCCUUCGCAGGCCGAGGGGUUCGGGCCGUGGGAAUGGGGCUGGAGCACAGCCUCGCACAACCUCGUGGAGAAUGUGUUGAUUUUCUUCUUUCUCCCUCUUUCUGCUUUUUAUUUCUUAAAGUCCCCAAAAGGAGUUGGACAGUGAGUGUUGGGUCGUUUUCCUGUAACGGGUUUUCCUCGCGCUGUGUAGGAUCCGUGGCAUGCCGUCCCUGUCGCGUGUCCUCUGAUGUACUCUGUUUGACCUGGACACUGUAAGACAUUACACUUCAGGUCACGUCAGUUACCUCUGUGUCGUGUAAUAAAGCCAACAUUUGCCAUCACG